AUGAGCUGCAUAGAUUCAAAGAAUAAACGAGUUAUAUGCUAUGUAGAUGAAAAUUUAAACAAUAAUAUAUAUAGUGAAAGUGAGAAGACGUUUUUAAAAAAUAAUGUUGACUGGAAUAAAAUUAAAUUGUUAAAUACUUCAAAUAUAAAACCUGUGGUUGCAGGAGUCGAAAAAAAACUUGUAUUAGAUACAAGUGAAAAUAAGUACGUUCGUCAAAUGAAUAAUGUUAAUGAUAAAAAUAAAAAAAAUAAUGUUAUUUUUAAUAUUGAUGGGAAAAAGAAAGAUAUACGAACACAUUUAUAUCAAGAUGGGGAUCCUAUAGAGAGGCAUGUUAAAGAAAAAGAGGAUAUGUAUUAUGAUAAAGAGAAUAAUUUAGAGGAGUAUAAAAAUAAUAAGAGUGAUGAUGAAAUUGAUAAUGUAGAUCGUAAUGGUAUAUAUAAUAUUAAUAUUAAAACAAAUAAUAAAAUAUAUAGUAAUUUACAAAAUGAGAUGCAUGAUAAUAUAUGUAAUAAUGAACAUAAAUAUAACAUAAACAAUGUAAAUAAUAUAAAUAAUAUAAAUAAUAUUAAUAAUAUAAAUAAUAUAUAUAAUAUUAAUAAUUUAAAAAAUAAUAUAUCUAGUGUUUUUCAAGAGAAAUUUUCUAAUAGAUAUACGAAUUUAUUAGAAGAUGAUGAUUUACUUAUGGAAAAACAAGAUGAUACAAAUAUUAAUUUAAAUUAUCAAAGGUGUUAUCAAAACUAUUAUAAUAAAAAUAAAAAAUAUAUUUAUAAUGAUACUGAUGAUGAUAAUGAUAAAAAAUGUGUAAAAAAAAAUCAUGUACACAAUAAGGAUAAAUGUAAAAAUAAUAAAUACUUUUUAACAAACGAUGAUUUGUCAUAUAAUGAAGAUAUAUUGUCAUCAAGCACAAAUACAUGUGAUACAUUAGAUAAAAUAAAAUUAGAUAAUAUAUAUGGAUCUUUUAUAGAUGAUGUUAAGAGCUCUUUUGUAUUAACAAAAAAUAUGAAAAAGAGUUUUACUCACUAUAUUCAUAAACAAAAAAAUAAAGAAAAAAAUAAAGAUAAUGAAAUACAUCAUGAUAAUAAUACGGAUCAAAAUGAAUAUUCUGAUUUUAACGAUUUUGAUGUUUCUUCAAAUAAUAAUAUGAAUGAACAAGAAAAGAAAAAUGAUAAUAUAAAUAAUCAACAUAUUACUAAAGAAAAAAUGACUAUGUUACAUUAUCAAAAUAUAUAUGAUCAUGAAUGUAAAGAAAACGAAAACAAAUCAACUAAUUCAAUUAUUUACAUUGAAGAUAAUAAUUCUUUAAAAAGUGAAGUAAUAUUAAUUGAUGAUACACAAAGUAAAUGUACAAAUGGAAAUUAUAAAUCUCCAUUAUCACAUGAAAAAAAUGAAGAUGACUAUCCCGAAACGAAGGAUAGUUAUAAAAAUAUAUUUCAUAUAAUGAAAGAACAAAACAAAUUAAGAAGCUUAUCAUUAAAUAGGAAUAAUGAAAACGUUAAAAAAUUCGGUAUACAAAAUGUACAACAUUUAUUUAAUUCGAACAAUUUGUUAAAUAAAGAAAAAAAUAUAGAAAACCAAGAAGAUGAUGAAAAUGAAGAAGAAACACAUGAGGGAAAACACACUAACUCUAAUUCUGAAAAUUAUUAUGAAAAUAAAAUAGAAAGUGAUUUUUUUUCAAAUAGUGAUUAUCCUAAGUUGGAUGAAAAAAAUGAAGACAAUUAUGAACAAUCAAGUGACGAAUAUCACGACAUACAAAAGGUAAAUGAUGAUAUAAACGUUCAAGUGGGUAGUAAUCAUAUAAACCUUAAGGAAAAGUAUAAGGGAGAAAUUGGAGAUGAUUAUGGAAUUAAUAGCGAAAAUGAAAGGGGAAGUUAUAGUGAUAGUAGAAGUGCCAGUUAUAGAAGUGAGAGUUAUAGAAGUGAGAGUAACAGAAGAAGUGAGAGUGACGGAAGGAGUGAGAGCGACGGAAGGAGUGAGGGCGACAGAAGAAGUGAGAGUGACAGAAGAAGUGAAGGUGACAAAAGAAGUGAAGGUGACAAAAGAAGUGAAGGUGACAAAAGAAGUGAGAGCGACAAAAAAAGUGAAAGUGACAAAUCAUCAAACGAUGAUGAUAAAAGAAGCAAUGAUGGAAAUACAUCUGAAAGUGAAAGAAGUGAAGUUAGCGAAAAGAGUUCUUAUGUGUCUUCAGAAAAACCUAAAAAAAGACCUUAUUUUUAUGAAAACGUUUCUAGUAAAAUUACAGGGUUUUUCUUUCAAGUAAAGAAAAAAAUUAAUAAGAAUAAUGACGAAGAUGAUGAUUAUAGUGAGAGUAGAAGAAGCAGUGAAAGUAGACAGAGAAGUGAAAGUAGAAGAAGUAAUGUAAGCAGAAGAAGUGAUGUAAGCAAAAAGGAUGAUAUGAGUGUAAAAAGUGAUGCAAGCCGAAGAAGUGAUGCAAGCCGAAGAAGUGAUGCAAGUAGAAGAAGUGAUGUAAGCAAAAAGGAUGAUAUAAGUGCAAAAAGCGAUGCAAGCAAAAAGGAUGAUAUAAGUGCAAAAAGUGAUGUAAGUAGAAGAAGUGAUGUAAGCCGAAGAAGUGAUGCAAGCCGAAGAAGUGAUGCAAGCCGAAGAAGUGAUGCAAGCCGAAGAAGUGAUGCAAGCCGAAGAAGUGAUGCAAGUAGAAGAAGUGAUGUAAGCAAAAAGGAUGAUAUAAGUGCAAAAAGCGAUGCAAGCAAAAAGGAUGAUAUAAGUGCAAAAAGCGAUGUAAGUAGAAGAAGCGAUGUAAGCAUAAGGAAUGAUAUAAGUGCAAGAAGCGAUGUUAGCAGAAAAAGUGAGGUAAGUAGAAGGAGCAAUGUUACUAAUAAAUUGAGUGAUAGGGAAAAUGAAAAAAACGAGGAAACAAAAUUAAGUGAAAUAGAUGUAACACAAGUGAAUGAUAUACAUAAAGAUAUUACAAAUAAAGAAGAAGAUAAUGAAAAAAUAAUUAAAGUUCGUAAGACAAGAAAAAAAAGAAUAGUAGCGGAUAAUAAUAAAAAGGUUGCUAUGAAAAAACCAAAAAUACCAAAAGAGGGAACUAAAAUAAUAAAAAAAGGAGGUAUUAAAAAAAAAGGUAAGAAUGAAAAUGAUCGAGAAGAAGAAGAAAGAAAAUGUAAUAUUUGUAAUAUGACAUUUAUAAAUAAUCAAUUAAUGAUGAGACAUGUAAACAGCGUACAUUCUGAUGAAAGACCUUUUGAAUGUAAAAUAUGUCAUAAGUCUUAUAAAAGAGGUGAUCAUUUAAAAAUCCAUUUAUUAGGACAUAAAAUAAGUGAAGAAAAAAAUAAAUAUCAAUGUCCUAUAUGUAAAACAUCAUGUAAAUCAUCAAGAGAAUUAAUUAUUUGUCAGAAAAGUCAUUCUGAAGGAUAUAAGAAACCAGGUUAUACUAGUGCUUCUUCUAAGUUAAAUCAAAAAGGUGAUUCGAAUGUACUUUCUUUGAUUAAUGGUAAAAAAAAUUCUCGUAGUAAAAAUGUAAAACAAAAGCAAAUAGAAAAUGAUAACAGCAAUGAUAAUAAUAAUAAUAAUUCAAAAAUGAAGAAAAACGACAAAAGAGAUAAACUACAUAACGGUGUGAUGGAAAAUAGCACAAUGAAUGAUGAUGAUAAUAAUAUGUUACAACUUAUGGAUGAAAAAAACAUUACAGAAGGAAAAGAAGGUGAAGUCCAAAAAAUUUCUAGAAAAGGUAGUUUUUCAAUAGAAGGAAGGACUUGUAAUAUAUGUAAGAUGGUUUUUGCAAAUAAAAAAUUAAUGAAAAGACAUUUAAUGUGUGUACAUUCAGAUGAUAGACCAUAUAAAUGUGAUAUAUGCUUUAAAUCAUAUAAAAGAUCUGAUCAUUUAAGAAAUCAUUUAAGUUCACAUAAUAAAACUAACGAGGAAAAGAAACAUAUUUGUUUAAUUUGUGAACAAAGUUUUGCAACAGCAAAAGAAUUAAAACAUCAUAAAAUCAAACAUUAUAAAUGUCCUUAUGAAAAUUGUUCUUAUACUUAUUCUACAAUUUCAAAAAUGAAAUACCAUUUAAAUAAACAUAGAUGUAAUUUAGUAUAUACAUGUCCUGGUUGCUCUCAAACUUUUGUUAUAUAUAAAGAUUAUAUUGAACAUAAAAAAAUGUGUUUUAAAAAAAAAUAUGUAUGCUUGGAAUGUAAUAAAAUAUAUUUACACUUGAACGGUUAUAAUAAACAUAUUAAUAAAAUACACUUAAAAAUUAAUACAGUUUUUAAAUGUAAAAUAAAGGAUUGUAAUAAACAAUUCUGUUCCGAUUUCAGCUUAAAAGAACAUGUUAUCAAUUUUCAUAAGGGCAUUAAGAGAUUUUUCUGUAGCAAAUGUAAUAUAUCUUUUGGAUAUAGAAGUUCGUUUAGAAGGCACAACGUUAAUAUGCACUCAUAA
Messenger RNA from Plasmodium falciparum 3D7, 4386 nucleotides. RefSeq names its product telomere repeat-binding zinc finger protein (gene TRZ). The record is from RefSeq and is a predicted model, not a curated record. NCBI's taxonomy places the organism in Eukaryota, Apicomplexa, Aconoidasida, Haemosporida, Plasmodiidae. Gene Ontology annotation, cellular component: nucleus.